AUGCUUUUAGCAGAGGAGCCCGCGACGCUCAUCCACCACACCAUCGCCAACUUCAACAUUCAGCCGGACAAAACGGCUAUCGCGCGCAUCAAUGACUCCUACUCUACUCUCCAGCAGGCCCGCGAGAUGCGUCUCCGCGAGGCUGAGGGUGCGCUCAAGAAACUCUCCCGCCAACUUAACACCAUGGCAUCGCAACACGCCGAACUCACCGCAGCGCACUCGUCAACCGCCCACGCCUCCGAGAUCGCCCGCCUCGACACCACCAAGUUCCGCACCGCAAAGGCCGCUUCCGACGCCGAGAUGGAAGCCGAGCGCCUCGCUCAGCAGGCUGCGGACCUCAACGCCCGCCUACAGGAGCUGGAGAUCCAGGGAUUGGACGGCUCGGCCGACGACCAACAGCGCCGCCGCGACCCCGUCGACGACGAAGUGCUGCUGCGGCUCAAGGUCUAUCGGAGCUUGGGCAUUGACAUCGAGAGGGAUAGCAAGGACGGCGAGUUCAGCCGUGCUGUUGUGCGUAACGACCGCAAGGGCGACGUGCACGUUGUCAAUUUGGAUCCCAAGUUUUCAAAGUUUUUCUACGCCAACUACUUUUGGCAGACAUUGUAA
Molecule: messenger RNA, 606 nt
Organism: Colletotrichum truncatum
Lineage: Eukaryota; Fungi; Ascomycota; Sordariomycetes; Glomerellales; Glomerellaceae
Product: kinetochore protein spc24
Biological process (GO): chromosome segregation
Cellular component (GO): Ndc80 complex
Molecular function (GO): microtubule binding
Source: RefSeq, a predicted model, not a curated record